AGGAUGCUCUUCGAUGCCAGGAACGCGCCCUACAUCCGAUGGGGUGAGGACGGGCACACCGUCUUGAUAGCGAACCCCCAUGGGUUUGCAACCAAGAUCAUCCCGCAAUACUUCAAGCACAGCAACCUUGCGUCUUUCAUCCGCCAGCUCAACGUGUAUGGGUUUCACAAGACUACUCAGGAUCCUGACAUCUGCGAGUUUGCCCACACCAACUUCAAGCGCGACGAGCCUGCACUGAUGCAGAACAUCAGGCGGAAG
This is a messenger RNA of Guillardia theta CCMP2712, 258 nucleotides long. RefSeq lists its product as hypothetical. Lineage: Eukaryota; Cryptophyceae; Pyrenomonadales; Geminigeraceae. The annotation marks the transcript as partial. The record is from RefSeq and is a predicted model, not a curated record. Gene Ontology annotation, biological process: regulation of DNA-templated transcription. Gene Ontology annotation, molecular function: sequence-specific DNA binding; DNA-binding transcription factor activity. The transcript has a single exon.